Molecule: messenger RNA, 612 nt
Organism: Aspergillus novofumigatus IBT 16806
Lineage: Eukaryota; Fungi; Ascomycota; Eurotiomycetes; Eurotiales; Aspergillaceae
Product: alpha/beta hydrolase
Exons: 3
Coding region: 1-612 (203 amino acids)
Source: RefSeq, a predicted model, not a curated record
AUGGUUCGAAAACUGGAAAUCAAAAUUCACGAUGGAACCUUGCUUCGCGGCCAUCUCUAUGCUGCUCAGCCAAAAGCCCCAGUGAUUAUAAUGUCUGCCGGGUUAUCCGGGAUCAAGGAACAUUUCCUGCCCACAUACGCUGCGCGCCUCAACAAGGAGGGGUAUUCUGUCGUGACCUAUGACCAUCGGACCUGGGGUCGAACUUCAUCAUCGAAUCCCACCUAUAUUCCCAUCUACCCAGAGACUCUCGAUGAGUCUCACACCUCAUCGAAUGGCGUUAUGAUGGGAACAGAGGAAUGUUUUCGCCAUUAUGCGGAUAUUCGGAACAUCGAGCCUUUCCGAGUAAAUAAAAUCACGCUCCAAACUUUGUUCCACGUCAUGAGAUCCGAGCCCCAGGAGUAUAUAUCUCAAAUCUCACCAAAACCACUGUUGAUGGUUGUUGGUGUCAGGGAUUCCCUCAUUGAUGCCCAGAAACAAAUUGCCGCUUUUCAAAAGGCGAAGGAACCGAAAGAACUGUUAGAGCUGGAUUGUGGUCAUUUCGACAUAUACCGCGGCGAAAUUUUUGAACAAAACAUUGCGACGCAGAUUGCCUUCCUCAAAAAGUACCUUUAG